GGCACAACAUACUCCGCCCGGACACGCACACGAGGACGCUGAUAUCAAUCUGUGAUGCCUACAGUCCAACAUCAUGAGCAAUUUUACUUUACCUUGGUCACCUUUCUGGUCGAGGACUGCUUGUUCAGAGUGCCCCGCAACACGCUAGAGUCGCAGUCAGACGUCUUUCGCGAUUUGUUUCUACUGCCUGUUAAAGCCGAUGAAGCUGAGGGACGCUCAGAUACAAACCCCAUUGUUCUCGAGGGCAUUCAACAAGAAGAAUUCCAGUCUCUGAUGAAAGUUUUAUAUCCACUGCCGUUCACCCGCUUAUCAUCUCCAGACGGACUUCCAGCGACCCUUGAGGAGUGGACGGGUGUACUGAAGCUAUCCAAAAUGUGGGGUUUCACCCGCAUACAAGAAUUCGCCAUUCAACAGAUGGAGCCAAUACUUGCCACGAGACCCCUAGACAAAGUUGCUCUUGCUCAGGAUUAUGGGGUUACAAGAUGGCUCAUACCGGGUCUGCUACAACUGGCAAGGAGAGCAGAGCCCGUUGGACAGGAUGAUGUACGGAAACUUGGACUUGAUACUGCGUUAAAAUUGGCCGAGGUUCGGGAGAGCAUACAGACCACCAUGCCAACCUGGGCUGGACGAUAUUACAUUAAUACCACUGAACGUUCAGUUGACGCGCCCAUCAUAACCGCAACUGCUCCUCGAGGUGCUACUUCAUGCGAUUUUACCAAUCGAAUCCGUCAAGUAUUUAAUCUGCAAGCGUGAUUUCAUACUCCAUUCCCAUGCUUUCUAUAUGAUAGUGUUGCUUUAGGUAACAUAUGAUAGCCUGAUGUUAUCAUGUAGUAGUACAAUUACUCGCGAAUAUGGUGAAUGCUAUAUUGUCGUAAUCGUAGCACAGUACGACACGGGGCCUAGUCUAGGAGGAAGUGGUUCGAAUUGCCCCAAGAGUCUAGUGCGUGAGUAAGAGCGAUUCAUCGUGAGUUGAUUAGAACAUUAAUAUCCCAUGCACGGACUCCACAGAGCUCUACAGCCAAUUAGACGUGG
Messenger RNA from Suillus paluster, 1032 nucleotides. RefSeq lists its product as uncharacterized. Bases 55 to 753 code for a protein of 232 amino acids. The record is from RefSeq and is a predicted model, not a curated record. Gene Ontology annotation, molecular function: protein binding. The transcript is spliced from 3 exons. NCBI's taxonomy places the organism in Eukaryota, Fungi, Basidiomycota, Agaricomycetes, Boletales, Suillaceae.